This is a messenger RNA of Saccostrea cuccullata (small rock oyster), 392 nucleotides long. Its product is annotated as protocadherin-15-like. The transcript has 2 exons. Gene Ontology annotation, cellular component: membrane. The record is from RefSeq and is a predicted model, not a curated record. Gene Ontology annotation, biological process: homophilic cell-cell adhesion. NCBI's taxonomy places the organism in Eukaryota, Metazoa, Mollusca, Bivalvia, Ostreida, Ostreidae. The annotation marks the transcript as partial. Gene Ontology annotation, molecular function: calcium ion binding.
ACACAAUUAUAUCCUUUAACAACCCCAAUCAAUCGGCGGAAAUCCCAGAUCACUUGCCUCCCGGUUCCUUUGUGAUGGUGCUAGAGGUGGGAGGGGCGGACUACGCAGAAAACGUGACAUAUACCGUCAUGCAACACCCCUCCUCUAAUUCCUCUGCCGAGUUUUUCGUGGUGGAUGAAAUAGCUCAAGUAACGCUCGUCAAAAAGAUGCAAAGGGCUACUGUUAGGAAGGACUAUCUGUUCCUGGUAGAAGCAAAGGAUGCGUGUAAUACAAGCGCUACAGUGACACUCUCCAUAGAGUCACAAAACAUGGCAAGUCUGUGUUUUUUAAAUGGCCUCUGCAUUGUCUGCAAUAUAAAUGGCACCGUAACUUUCCGAACGAUGACAUUAUAA